This is a messenger RNA of Amaranthus tricolor (Joseph's coat), 1141 nucleotides long. Its product is annotated as 50S ribosomal protein L5, chloroplastic. The record is from RefSeq and is a predicted model, not a curated record. The transcript is spliced from 3 exons. Gene Ontology annotation, biological process: translation. The coding region runs from base 164 to 940 and encodes 258 amino acids. Gene Ontology annotation, cellular component: cytosolic large ribosomal subunit; ribosome. NCBI's taxonomy places the organism in Eukaryota, Viridiplantae, Streptophyta, Magnoliopsida, Caryophyllales, Amaranthaceae. Gene Ontology annotation, molecular function: RNA binding; structural constituent of ribosome.
AAAUUAUAUAAUAAUAAAUAUGCCAUCCCAACCUUUUAUAAAUGGCUCAGGCAGUCAGGCUAAUCUUCAAAUCCAUUGAAAAGUAAACCUUUGUGCAGUACGCUUAGCCAUUAUAAAAGAGGAACCUGCAAAUUUCCUCAUUUUUCUCUCUCUUUGCUCAACAAUGGCUUCCACUUCGCUACUUCAGUCAACUUCUUCUACUUUCUCCGGAAUCAAACUUCCAUGCCGGACUUCUGUCUUUCUUCGGGCCGGAUUCUCAUCAGUUACGGUGAAAGCUUCUGCUGGAGCCGCGGUUUUUGUCGACAAAGCCGAAGCCGAUAAUGUUAAUCGUCUUAAAACUUCUUAUUUAGAGAAAAUUGUUCCUCUUCUCAAGGAAGAGUUCUCUUACUCCAACAUUCUUGAGGUUCCCAAGAUUGACAAGAUAGUGGUGAACUGUGGAAUUGGAGAGGCUUCACAAAAUGCAAAGGGUUUGGAUGCUGCAAUGAACGAGUUGGCACUCAUCACUGGUCAGAGGCCCGUAAAGACAAAAGCAAAAAAAUCCAUUGCAGGUUUUAAGGUCAGAGAAGGUAUGACGCUUGGGAUCGCAGUCACACUUCGAGGAAAUGUCAUGUAUGCAUUCCUGGACCGUCUUAUCAACUUGGCACUUCCUCGAACAAGGGAUUUCCAAGGUGUGAAUCCAAAUAGUUUUGAUGGUAACGGGAAUUACAGCAUCGGGUUUCGUGAACAAAGUGUGUUUCCAGAGAUCAAACCCGAAAUUGUCGGUAAGGCUAGGGGAAUGGAUGUUUGCAUAACGACAACAGCUAAGACAGACAAGGAAGCCUUCAGGCUGCUAACCCUAAUGGGAAUGCCAUUUAGAGAGAGUAGUGGACCAUCUACUCUCAUUCGCAAGAAGAAGUUGAAGUCUCACCACUUCGACUCGAAAUCAAGGGGUAGGAGAUAGGGAAACUAGGCUUAUUCCUGAACAUUGUUUUGUGCAUUUCCCUUGUACUAUUUUACUGUAAUUGAUCUUUUGGCAGUUCUUGUAACAAACAGUGAUGUUGUAUGAACCAUAACAUUAGCUUUUGCUAUCAAUCAAUCUCUCAAACUUGUAUCUUCUAUAACAAAUUCACUUCAAUUCAUUUUUAAUAAGUUUUACCAAUUA